AUGUCUUCUCCACCGCCGGGAACUUCGCCGGCACCCACCGCGCCAGCAACACCGCCGCCCACUACCACCACUACACCACCACCCGCUGCUUCUGCCCCACCUCCGUCCACCCCCGCUUCUCCCCCACCUGCGUCCACCCCACCUCCAUCCACUCCGGCUUCUCCACCGCCAGUAGUUCCAACCCCGCCAACCCCUGUCUCUUCUCCUCCGCCCCCUAAUACUCCAGCUCCUUCCACUUCCCCUCCCGCGCCACCCACAACCACCUCUCCGCCCCCUUCCACUCCUACCGGACCAUCGCCUCCGUCACCAUCCGGUUCUACGCCAACUAACCCGCCGCCUCCAACUCCUAGAAACAGUCCACCUUCUCCUCCGGGACGAACUACACCCUCUCCACCGCCUCCGAGGAGUGUGUCUUCUAGUCCUCCGGCCGCCCCCUCGUCCAAUAGUUCAUCCGGAAUUUCGACGGGGGCUGUGGUCGGAAUCGCUAUCGGUGGAGUUCUGAUACUCGCGGUGUUGAGUAUUUUCUUUAUUUGUUGUAAAAAGAAGAAAAGAAGAAGCUAUGGCCCUGCUGAUUUCUAUGUUCCUCCACCCCCUCCUCCUAAAGUUGAUCCUUAUGGCGGUCAACCUCAACAAUGGCAGCAUAAUGCACCUCCUCCCGGUGAUCAUGUCGUUAUGAUGCCACCGCUGAAACCGCCGCCACCAAUGGCAGCACGACCACCACAGUCACCAGUUAGAUCACCACCACCACGGCCGCCAUUUAUGAGUAGCAGCGGUGGUUCAGGAUCCAAUUACUCUGGUGGUUCAGAUCUACAUCCACCACCUGCUCCCGUUUUAUCGUUAGGUUUCUCCAAAAGUACAUUCACCUACGAAGAGUUAGCAAUGGCGACCGAUGGAUUUUCCGAUGCCAACCUCCUUGGUCAAGGUGGGUUCGGAUAUGUGCAUAAAGGGGUGCUUCCCAAUGGAAAAGAGGUCGCCGUGAAAUCGUUGAAAGCCGGCAGUGGACAGGGAGAACGUGAGUUUCAGGCGGAGGUUGAGAUCAUUAGCAGAGUUCAUCACAAACAUCUGGUUUCGUUGGUCGGAUAUUGCAUCUCAGGCGCUCAAAGAAUGCUUGUUUAUGAGUUUGUUCCAAAUAACACCAUGGAGUUCCACUUGCAUGGGAAGAAUCGACCCGUGAUGGAGUUCUCAACACGAUUGCGAAUUGCGCUUGGAUCGGCCAAAGGACUAGCUUAUCUCCAUGAGGACUGCCAUCCCAAGAUCAUUCAUCGCGAUAUUAAGGCUGCUAACAUUCUUCUUGAGUUCAAUUUUGAAGCAAAGGUUGCUGAUUUUGGGCUUGCCAAGAUUACUUCGGAUGUUGCUACCCAUGUCUCAACCAGAGUCAUGGGAACUUUCGGUUACCUAGCACCAGAGUAUGCGGCUUCAGGCAAACUAUCGGAGAAAUCUGAUGUUUUUUCGUAUGGUGUCAUGCUCUUAGAACUGAUUACCGGGCGCAGACCUGUUGAUUCCGCUAAUACUUUUAUGGAUGAUAGCUUAGUUGAUUGGGCAAGGCCAUUGCUAACCCGAGCCCUGGAAGACGGAAACUUUGACGCCAUUGUUGAUUCACGUUUACAAAAAGACUACAACCCGAGUGAGAUGGCUAGGAUGGUGUCGUGUGCCGCUGUUUGUGUCCGCCACUCUGCUCGCCGCCGGCCCAAGAUGAGCCAGGUGGUUCGAGCCUUAGAAGGCGACGUUUCUCUGUCUGAUCUUGAUGAGGGGAUCAGGCCAGGACACAGCUCAGUCUACACCUCCCAUGGGAGCUCAGACUACGAUACAACCGAAUAUAACAAAGAUAUGAUCAAGUUCAGGAAAAUGGCUCUCGGCACGCAAGAGUAUGCGAGCAGCGAGUACAGCCGGCCCACGAGUGAAUACGGGCUGAACCCAUCUGGGUCAAGUAGUGAAGGGCAGAAUACAAGGGAAAUGGAGAUGAGCAAAUUGAAGAAAGAUAGUCGAGGUUUCAGUGAUGGAUUUUGAUCAGAAUUGUACAGAAAGUUUAAUGCUGAUUCUUGAUUAAUUUGAAUUUGUAUUAAAUUUGAUUUGGGUUUUUUUUUUUUAAACGAUAUAAUGAUAUACGAUUCUUUAAUUUGAAA
Molecule: messenger RNA, 2123 nt
Organism: Cynara cardunculus var. scolymus (artichoke)
Lineage: Eukaryota; Viridiplantae; Streptophyta; Magnoliopsida; Asterales; Asteraceae
Product: proline-rich receptor-like protein kinase PERK1
Exons: 7
Coding region: 1-2007 (668 amino acids)
Biological process (GO): protein phosphorylation
Molecular function (GO): protein kinase activity; ATP binding
Source: RefSeq, a predicted model, not a curated record